CUCACCGUUCCAAAAAUACCACCUAGUUAUUAUUUAUUUAAUUAUUUAAUUAGUUUUUGGCCAAAUCUCACUUAUUAAUACACCACCCCAAAUACAAAUACUUUGUCCAAAUUUCCCAAAUUUCAGAGUCAGUCUCAUUCCUCAACGUUCACACAGCUCAUAUCACCUUCAUCUCUCCCUCUCUAGAACUUUGAAGCUCUCGCGCUGCUUCACCAAUGGCUGCGGUCGCUACCGGUAACGUCGACAAGCUCAAAUCUGACGUCGCUUCUCUGAGCCAGAUCAGCGAGAAUGAGAAGAACGGAUUCAUCAACCUCGUCUCUCGCUACGUCAGUGGAGAAGAAGCACAGCAUGUGGAGUGGAGUAAGAUCCAGACUCCUACUGACGAGGUAGUCGUUCCUUAUGAUGGCUUGGCACCUACUCCUGAAGAUCCUGAGGAGAUCAAGAAGCUUUUGGACAAGCUUGUUGUGCUUAAGCUUAAUGGAGGUUUGGGAACAACAAUGGGUUGCACUGGCCCCAAGUCUGUCAUUGAAGUUCGAAAUGGGUUGACAUUUCUGGACUUGAUUGUCAUCCAGAUUGAGAAUCUCAAUAACAAAUAUGGUAGCUGUGUUCCCUUGCUUUUGAUGAACUCAUUCAACACUCAUGAUGAUACUCAAAAGAUUGUAGAGAAGUAUUCCAAGUCAAAUGUUCAGAUUCAUACUUUUAACCAGAGUCAGUAUCCUCGUCUGGUUGUUGAAGAUUUUUCACCACUGCCAUCCAAAGGACAGACUGGCAAGGAUGGAUGGUAUCCUCCUGGCCACGGUGAUGUGUUUCCAUCCCUUAAGAACAGUGGAAAACUUGAUCUGUUAUUGUCACAGGGUAAGGAGUACGUGUUUAUUGCUAACUCGGACAACUUGGGUGCUGUCGUUGACUUGAAAAUUCUACACCAUUUGAUCCAGAAAAAGAAUGAAUACUGUAUGGAGGUGACACCGAAAACAUUGGCCGAUGUGAAGGGCGGCACUCUUAUUUCUUAUGAGGGCAGGGUUCAGCUCCUGGAAAUUGCUCAAGUCCCUGAUCAACACGUCAAUGAAUUCAAGUCAAUAGAGAAGUUCAAAAUUUUCAACACAAAUAAUUUGUGGGUGAACUUGAAGGCAAUUAAAAGGCUAGUAGAAGCUGAUGCACUGAAGAUGGAAAUUAUCCCAAACCCAAAGGAAGUGGAUGGGGUCAAAGUUCUUCAACUAGAAACCGCGGCUGGUGCAGCAAUCAGGUUCUUUAAUAAUGCUAUUGGCAUCAAUGUACCAAGAUCUCGAUUCCUUCCUGUGAAGGCAACUUCCGAUUUGCUUCUUGUCCAGUCUGACCUUUAUACAUUACAAGAUGGUUUUGUUACCCGGAACAGUGCGAGAAAAAAUCCAGAAAAUCCUACUAUUGAAUUGGGGCCUGAAUUUAAGAAGGUUGGCAGUUACUUGAGUCGAUUCAAGUCAAUCCCCAGCAUCCUUGAGCUUGAUAGCCUUAAGGUUUCUGGUGAUGUCUGGUUCGGUGCUGGUGUUGUUCUCAAGGGGAAAGUAACUAUCACAGCAAAAUCCGGGGUGAAGUUAGAAAUUCCUGACAACGCCGUGAUUGCAAACAAGGAUAUCAAUGGUCCUGAAGAUCUCUAAGUUUCUUGUCCUGAAAUGUAUCGGAGAGUGUACUCGGGUUGAAUACGAGGGCCCCUAUGGUUGUGCCGUGCUUGUACUGUGAUAGGGAAAUAAAAGCUUUUUGUAUUUUUGCUGCAUGAGUUUGGUUUUUGUAUUUUUGCUGCAUGAGUUUGGUGAAGUUUGCAGGUUCCAUGUUAAAACCUAAUGUUUGUGAAUGAAAGUUUGCAUAAACUUUUAGUUUUA
Molecule: messenger RNA, 1853 nt
Organism: Pyrus x bretschneideri (Chinese white pear)
Lineage: Eukaryota; Viridiplantae; Streptophyta; Magnoliopsida; Rosales; Rosaceae
Product: UTP--glucose-1-phosphate uridylyltransferase
Exons: 21
Coding region: 216-1631 (471 amino acids)
Biological process (GO): UDP-alpha-D-glucose metabolic process; glycogen metabolic process
Cellular component (GO): cytoplasm
Molecular function (GO): UTP:glucose-1-phosphate uridylyltransferase activity
Source: RefSeq, a predicted model, not a curated record